Messenger RNA from Meriones unguiculatus (Mongolian gerbil), 748 nucleotides. It is a transcript of the gene Trmt112, whose product is annotated as tRNA methyltransferase activator subunit 11-2. Gene Ontology annotation, molecular function: protein heterodimerization activity. Lineage: Eukaryota; Metazoa; Chordata; Mammalia; Rodentia; Muridae. Gene Ontology annotation, biological process: rRNA (guanine-N7)-methylation; tRNA methylation; peptidyl-glutamine methylation. The transcript is spliced from 4 exons. The record is from RefSeq and is a predicted model, not a curated record. Bases 203 to 580 code for a protein of 125 amino acids.
GUGGCAAGCUCCCGGAGAAACACUUCCGGUAUCAAGACUUGACCCAGCACAGUCUUCCCCAUCCCUCUGCGACCGCAAAGCCCCAAAAGUUCCAGUAAGCUCGCCACUUCCGGAACGGCAGUGUCCAACUGCUCCAACAGCGGAAGUGGCAUAAAGUGCGGACUCCUUCCGGUUCCGGUCUCGCGCGCUCCAGGGUGGCAACAUGAAACUGCUCACUCACAAUCUCCUGAGCUCCCAUGUGCGGGGCGUGGGCACGCGUGGCUUCCCGCUGCGCCUGCAGGCCACCGAGGUCCGCAUCAACCCCGUGGAGUUCAACCCCAACUUCGUGGCGCGGAUGAUCCCCAAAGUGGAGUGGGCGGCGCUUGUGCAGGCGGCGGACACUUUAAACCUGGCCGAGGUACCCAAAGAGCCCACUGAAGGUUAUGAGCACGACGAGACAUUUUUGAGGAAGAUGCACCACGUGUUGCUUGAGGUUGAUGUACUGGAGGGCACCUUGCAAUGCCCUGAAUCGGGUCGUCUUUUCCCCAUCAGCCGAGGAAUCCCCAAUAUGCUGCUGAAUGAUGAGGAGACUGAGACGUAGCCUGGCUGGUCACCACUUUGGCAUUUUGUGACCGUGUGUAUCUGUUGUAUAGUCUGUUAACUAGGUAUGUCAUGUGUGACCCCGAUCUCCCCCCAAGUGACUCACUGACCACCGUGUUCUUGAGCUCCAUAGUAUAUUUUUUUUCUCAUUAAAGGUUCAAAACCAAAA